Molecule: messenger RNA, 1326 nt
Organism: Nerophis lumbriciformis (worm pipefish)
Lineage: Eukaryota; Metazoa; Chordata; Actinopteri; Syngnathiformes; Syngnathidae
Product: homeobox protein aristaless-like 4
Biological process (GO): regulation of transcription by RNA polymerase II
Molecular function (GO): DNA-binding transcription activator activity, RNA polymerase II-specific; RNA polymerase II transcription regulatory region sequence-specific DNA binding
Source: RefSeq, a predicted model, not a curated record
AGCCAUGAACGCCGAGACGUGCAGUGCAUACAGCGACAUGACCUCCAUGGAUGCGUUUUAUAGCCCCUCUGCAGCACAGGGUCGGGACCACCAGGCGGACCACUUGAGGACUGAGACCAAAUGCAAAGGUCACAUGUACGGAGACAAGUCCCGGAGCCCCUUCCUGCAGGAGUGCCACACACUGGAUGCUGGACAGGCCGCCUUCAGCAAAUUCCACCUCUUCAUGCACAGAUCCCCCUGCAGGACACCUCCGGAGGAAGGUGAGGAGCGACACUCUGCAGACAUCCUCUCCUGCUAUGGUAAGGACACUUCCAGUCUGACAGACUCUGACUUGACUCCACUCUCCGACCAUCCGACGAUGGACGCCGGCUACCAGGCUGCGAAGGCGGCCUCUGAUAGGUCGACGGGCGCCGAUCUCGCCGGCCCCCACGACAAGGGCGACGGCGGCGAGAGCAACAAGGGCAAGAAGAGGCGCAAUCGCACCACCUUCACCAGCUACCAGCUGGAAGAGCUGGAGAAGGUCUUCCAGAAGACGCACUACCCCGAUGUUUACGCCCGUGAGCAGCUGGCCCUGAGGACCGACCUGACGGAAGCACGUGUGCAGGUGUGGUUCCAGAACCGGCGUGCCAAAUGGAGAAAAAGGGAGCGUUUUGGUCAGAUGCAGCAGGUUCGAACGCAUUUCUCUACAGCUUACGAGCUGCCGCUGCUGACACGCCCUGAGAGUUACGCACAAAUACAGAACCCAUCCUGGAUCAGCGGCAGCAGCGCGGCGUCACCCGUGCCGGGUUGCGUCGUGUCCUGCGACACGAUGACCCCCUGCAUGACCCCUCACCCCCACUCCGCCAGCGGGGUGUCCGACUUCCUGGGUGUUCCCAGCCCCGUAGGUCACAUGGGCCAGGCCCACAUGGGCGGCCUGUUUGGAGGCUCUCCGGGCAUGGCUACGGGCCUCAACACGUACGAUCUCAACAUGGACCCUGACCGCAAGUCCUCCAGUAUCGCCUCUCUGCGCAUGAAGGCCAAAGAGCACAGUGCGGCGAUAUCUUGGGCCACAUGAUGUGUGGUUCCUACCGAAGGGGUGUGUGUGUGUGUGUGUGUGUGUGUGUGGGAAGGAAAUCAAACCUAGCACUAACACUACAGGCAACGCUGACUACCUUCAUUAAAAGUGCAUAUGCAAAUGAGGAAGCAAUUUGGGUUUGAGACUUUUGAUGUGCAGAACUGAUGUUGAUACCAAACAGAUUCAUGCACUUAUUUGCUCAAAUACAGGAAGUUAUUGUACAGCACUUCCAGUGCAAUUUGGUGUUAUUUCUUAUUUAAAUAUUUUGCUUU